Pelobates fuscus (common spadefoot toad) is the source of this 1022-nucleotide messenger RNA. Its product is annotated as intelectin-1-like. Bases 64 to 984 code for a protein of 306 amino acids. The transcript is spliced from 7 exons. Lineage: Eukaryota; Metazoa; Chordata; Amphibia; Anura; Pelobatidae. The record is from RefSeq and is a predicted model, not a curated record. Gene Ontology annotation, molecular function: oligosaccharide binding.
CCUGUGAAAGAAUUGGGUUGCAUUGGCCUCACACUCUGCUUUAAUACCAGACUCUGUACUAGGAUGUUGCAGUACAGCCUGUUAGUGCUGGCCGUGAUAUUUACCAGCGGUCAUGCUGGCAAUGACUCCCCCACUGGAGGCUUUGACAUUGGGUACAGGAGCUGCAAGGACAUCAAGAAAAUGCAUAGUUAUGUAACAGAUGGAAUUUAUACCCUGACAACCAAAGAUGGAGUGGAGUACCGAACCUUCUGUGACAUGACCACAAAUGGAGGAGGGUGGACAUUGGUGGCCAGUAUCCAUGAAAACAAUAUGUAUGGGAAGUGCACUGUGGGAGAUCGCUGGUCCAGUCAGCAGGGCAAUUCCAUUUUCUACCCUGAAGGAGAUGCCAACUGGGCAAACUUUGCCAUAUUUGGGGAUGCCAUUGGAGCAACCAGCGAUGACUACAAGAAUCCAGGAUAUUACGACAUUUCUGCCAAGAAUUUGGGUUUGUGGCAUGUGCCUAAUCAGACUCCACUUUCUCAAUGGAAGGACGCAGCUCUGCUGAGAUAUCGUACAGAAAAUGGCUUCUUCUCCUCAGAAGGAGGAAACCUUUUCAACCUGUACAAGAAAUAUCCAGUGAAGUAUAAUACUGGGGCAUGCCUGGUCAACAAUGGACCUGCUGUGCCAAUUGUGUACGACUACGGAAAUGCUGAAAAGACAGCCAAUUACUACUCUCCAUACGGAAGAAAUGAGUUCACUGCCGGCUUUGUCCAGUUUCGCGUUUUUAACAAUGAAAGAGCACCAAUGGCUCUGUGCCCAGGAAUGAAGGUGACGGGAUGCAACACGGAACAUCACUGUAUUGGAGGAGGUGGCUUCUUCCCAGAAGGAAGUCCCAUUCAAUGUGGAGAUUUUCCUGCCUAUGACUGGAACGGGUAUGGGACACACAUAGCAUGGAGUUCCAGCAAGGAGAUAACGGAGGCAGCUGUCCUACUCUUUUAUUAUUAAUUGGAAAAUCUUCUUCUCACUUUUUUUGAAAUAAAAAA